AUUACAACGCAUCUAUUUGCUUGGCAAUCAAUUUUUGCCCCACGGGCAGCUUCAUCUUCUUCACUGCCCUAGAUCCCGCAUGCUCUUUCCUGUAAUAUGGUAAUGGUAGCGACGAGCCUUCAAAGGAAAAUCAGCAUGACUCCGGUACCCGUCUAUUUACACACUUGGUAAACUAGGGUAGUCGAGUCCCUGGCCUGUCCAUCAAUGCAGCCAUACCUUGUCGAAGAUCAGUAUGCUGAUCCCGCUGUCGCCGGCCCCACGGACGCCUGGGCCGCCUUCCUCGCCGCCAGGUUCUCCAAGAGAAAGGAACUGUACGAGAGGCUCGGAAGUCAUGAGCAGGAGAUUGUGAGGAAGGAGCUCCGCCGCAUCCGGUACCUGAGGGAGUACUUCGAGGGGCACCGGCUGUCGCCGUUCGAUAGCUCGCCCCUGCUUGUUUCGCUAGGGAAAGCUCAUGCCUCGUGGAGAGAACGGGCGAGCAGUCGGUGCAAGGAGGAGCUACACCGCUGCGAAGUCGCAAUCGCCAGGGCCAGUGGCCACCGAAGACAGGAGCUGAAUCGGCAACGCUUGAUCCUCAAGCAGGUGCAGCAGUGGCCGACCCAGCAGUACGCAUAUCUCCAGCAGUCAGUUGUCCCAGCGAGCUACAUUGCGGGACUCGAUGCUACCGAUGACGGUGUUGACGACAACCCGGCCGAGUCGAAUUACGGGUACAAUGGUUGGGUGAUUGCGUUCAAGAAGGACCAGGGCGGCGUGACGCUGGAUCAUCCCCUCUGCCAUGGCAAGUUCCCGCAUCAGAAGAUCUCGAUGCAACGCUUGCUCUACGACAAGGAGCGCACGCCAUUGAAGCGUUUGCCAGACCAGACACAGUUGCGCUACUUCCACGUGCAGGCGAACAACAUGAAGUGGGUCGAGGACGCGAUUGCCCGAUAUUAUGGGGAGGACGACUCCCCUCUAGACUCCCACCAUCGGGGCCCUUUCCAUCGCAAUGCGCAACAGCCAAUGGCGUCCAAGCCGCAGACCAACACCGAGAAGCUCCUGAAACGGGAGCUCUGGCACGGGCAGGACAGAGGAGGCGGCAAUGUCUUCCCACAUUCCCGCCAGAUCCGACCUCGCUGCGCUAUCGUGCCGUCACCACCGUGGAACACAGCGCCCAACGCCGAUACGACGACUGCCACGUCUGUGCAAGAUGAGGGAUCAAAGUACUUCCACUCCUCCUCCGAGCCUCAAAACAUAGUUCUGUUUAUGCCAUACCUCCACUGGGAGAUCGAGAAGCGCCUGGUGAGGAUGACAAACGUGAUCCGGAAGACACGACAUAUGAACGAGCUGGAAACUGCUUUUGAGCGUCUCAACAAACGCAAGGGCACGUGGGGAAGCGUGGUCGACCGGGCCAAGGCGGUCGCGGAGCGCAUCGACAGCACUGUCUCGGAAUUCGGCGGAUGGAACGAUGAGUCCUCGACUUGGAGGCCACGCUCCCCCCUGGGGACUUAUCUCUGGCUGGCUGCCAAGCUGUUCCAGCUCAUCGACGAGGCAGCCGACUGGCGGCUGAUCAGCGAGCACCUUUGCACGCAAUCGCCGCUUCAUCCCAGACGCACGCUGGAGCAGUACUUCUAUUGGACCGCUGAGGAUACGGUCCACCGGGACCGCCAGCAAGUCGUCUAUCGCGCAACAAGGAUGAGAAACGAUCCUGACGCGGUUCCGAGAGUGGUCAUGGUCGACCAGCUCUGGCUGUGGAUACUAGACGAGAACACCAUCCUCACGGCCUUUCCCCGGAGAUGGGGACGAAAUAAGCCGGAUCCCUCUGCUGUCCAUCGCGCGAUUCGAGAUCAUCUAGGGGCUGUAGACAGUAGUCAGAUAACGUCGGUCUAUGACUUGGCACUGGUCAUCAUCGACGAAUGCUCCAAGGUGUUCUUUGACAGGACCAAACCGGAUCUCCGUCCAGAGCUGGUCGACAUGUUUGGCUCCGCCAUCUCGAACAUUUCCGAGAAGAAGACGCAGGCCUAUGAGCGAUUCGGACGCGAUAUUAAGAGGAUGAACGCUCAGGACCCGCUCCAGACCUCUGAGGAACUCCUUCGCAAGUCGCUCAACGUCAAGUUUGAAUGGUCUGUGCUGAUGGAGGCUCAAAACGUCAUUGAUGAGUUGCAAAUUAUGCAAGAGAUUUUCACCCAACAAAUUACUGUCAUGAGCGACUUUGAGAAGGCGCUACGAGGCCUGAGCCCGGAGCCACAUGAUGGGCUUAAACACGCUCUCGACCGAGCAGCUGACUUGAUACUCGACAUGAAGGUCAGGCGGGAUGAGCUCUCUAAUCUCGAACAGCGACAGGCAAACACUAGGAGCCAGCUCCGCGAACUUCUCGACAUGAAGCAGCAGCAGGCGGGUAUCAUCGAGGCGAAAGCGGCAAUCCGGAGAGCCGACGAGACUGUUGUCCAGGGAAGAUCUAUCGUGGUGUUCACAGUUGUCACCAUCUUCUUCCUACCUCUGUCCUUCUUCGCAGCCGUUUUCGGCAUGAACUCGGUAGAAUUCAACAACGGGACCAUGAAUUUGAGCACGCAGUUUCUGUGGAUGUUUGUGCUUUCCGGCAUCGUUACUGGCACAUCACUAGCAGUUGCGUUCAGUGCUUGGGCGAGGGCGGCGAUCGUCGGAGCGUUCGAGAGUGCCUUUGGCUACCUCGCUCGCCCCGUGAGGAAAAAGACGGAUAGCACCAACAAUCUCAGCGCCGCCUCCCCACGAGCCAUCCGCGAGUUCAUGAUAGCAAAGCAGAAGGAGUGGGAGGGCAAAAACAGUGACUAUGGGUCUUCCAGUGGCGCCUUACCGCUGCAUCGAGGUCAAGAGGGCAGGGCGGAGAGACCUGGCGUGGUUGCUCGGCUAUCAUCAGGGCUAUGGAAGCGCAAAUCUAGGUCGUAAUGUAUUUGUAAUGCAUAUCCAUGGAUGAUGCGACCUUCUCUAGUGUACAUGCAGGUGUGUCCCAAGAACGCCAAGAUAAAUGGAACCUGCC
This is a messenger RNA of Parathielavia appendiculata, 2989 nucleotides long. RefSeq lists its product as uncharacterized. The transcript is spliced from 9 exons. Gene Ontology annotation, cellular component: membrane. Bases 205 to 2898 code for a protein of 897 amino acids. Gene Ontology annotation, molecular function: metal ion transmembrane transporter activity. Gene Ontology annotation, biological process: transmembrane transport; metal ion transport. Lineage: Eukaryota; Fungi; Ascomycota; Sordariomycetes; Sordariales; Chaetomiaceae. The record is from RefSeq and is a predicted model, not a curated record.